Porites lobata is the source of this 1639-nucleotide messenger RNA. The record is from the annotation of a GenBank genome assembly. NCBI's taxonomy places the organism in Eukaryota, Metazoa, Cnidaria, Anthozoa, Scleractinia, Poritidae.
AUGGAAUUUUCAUGGCCACUUUCAUCUCUGUUUAAACGGAAAACGAGAGGGAGUAAUUCACCGACCAGCGAGAACAUUUCCCCCGAAACGAAGCGGUUGAAAGAGAGUGUGAAAGAAGACCAAGCGAACGCUCCACCCGCCAUUGUAUCGCCAACAAAGUCGAAGAACGAUUCUGAAGACGUAGUUCUGUCUGCCCUCAAUAUGGCACAAGAUUUCGCCUCCAAAGUGGACCUAAUAUUAUCAAAGUUAAGUCAACUGGAAAAUAUCGGCACACAAAUAAAUGUUUUACAGGACUCUGUGGAUCGAAUAAAUCAAACGGUCGCAAACCUUCAAAGCGAAUUCCACCGCUUAAAGGAAGACGUACGAAAUACAGUCGAAGAAACAAAUACGCUUAAAACAAGCGUAAAAUUCCUGAAUGAUGAAGUGGAAACCAGUAAGAGAAAACUCCGAGAUGACGAAGAGAAGUCACGACAGGAGUUGGAUCACUUGCGUCUCCAACUCUUAAAUUAUGAAGUGUACAGUCGCCGCGAAAAUCUUCGUUUCUACGGCAUUCCAGAAAUCGAAGGGGAAGAGAAUACUGAACCCGUUUUGAAAGCUUUCUUGGAGAAAGAGUUAAAUGUGGAAAACGCCCAAGUCCACCGCGUCGGUAAAAAGGACCGAAACACAAGAAAACCCAGGGCCAUCAUAGCACGCUGUCUUCGCUUUAAGGUCUCGGUAAAUGAAAAUUUUAGUACGUUGCUCGAUUUUGUUUUUUUGGGAUUUUUGGCAUGAGUGGGUCCUAAAUUUUAUUUUGGAAGAAAAAGAAAAUCAGAAAGUGCUUUUUAACCCUUCUAAAAUGAGCCUUUUCUGAGCUAACCAGCCAAGCGUGGACCUCGCGCUAAAUCUUUAGAGCUGAUUUUCUCUCACUCUAUUUUAGACGCAAAAAUCAAAAUUCUCCGACCUCCAGUCGGGACAGGUUUUAAGCUAUCGCUUUGAAACUUUCAGAUAUGAUGGAUAAUGAUAUAGACUCAAAAAGGGUGUGAGGAAUUUUCCGAUUUCCCUUUGUAACUCAUUUUAUGCCAGUUUCUUUGCGUAAAUCGCGCUCGAGAUUCGACUUUUUAGUUUGAAAUGCAAUAAUUCCGCUAAUACGAGACAUAUGCAAAUUUCCUCACACCCUUUUUUAGGUCUUUUAUCUGUCGAUCAGAUGCAAUAAAAAGGAAGUGAAUAUUUAAGAACGCGAAAGGGUUGGAGCUUCAGCAGUAAACUCGAUACCUCUGAGUUCGAGAGCAAAAAACUUAAGCGCCUUUUGAAAUUCGAUGAAAUAAAAUCUUUCAUAAGGUAAUUUAGUCUUUUAGCUUUAAUUUGAUAUAUAACUUGCCUUUGUAGCGAAAAUACUCGCGCGACUAUAAUUUUUUUCUGUGGGCACCUCGUUUUCCUUUACCGAGACCUUAAAGAUCGAGAAAACCUCUUUUCUUGCCGACGCAACAUCGAUAGCCAGUCGAAUUUCGGUAUUGGCCCAGAUCUACCUAAGCAGGUGAUUGAUAUGAGGAAGAGGCUUAUUCCGAAGAUGGUACAAGCAAGAAAAGAUGGAAAACGGGCAGCCUUCAGUAGAACGGAACCCUAUAAACUCUUUAUUGACGGUGUGGAGGUAAAAUCAUAA